Lathyrus oleraceus (garden pea) is the source of this 1329-nucleotide messenger RNA. RefSeq lists its product as uncharacterized. The transcript is spliced from 3 exons. The coding region runs from base 1 to 1329 and encodes 442 amino acids. The record is from RefSeq and is a predicted model, not a curated record. Lineage: Eukaryota; Viridiplantae; Streptophyta; Magnoliopsida; Fabales; Fabaceae.
AUGUCUGAUUCCUCUAGCUCUGAAUCAUGCAACCCUAACAGGGAAUAUCCUGUGUCUGACUCUACAAAUACCUCACAUGCAAGAAGACCUAAAGAAACGGUCUCAGGCUUCUCCUCAGCACUCGCGCUUGAUGAACAAAUCAGAGAAGGCUCCAGGUAUGUUCACAAAUCCAUUGCAACUUUGGUAACUGGAAUUUUGUCUGGUAAUCAUAAGGUUCUUGGGGUCUCAGUUCCCCUAAACACGAUUGUACCAGAAAAUGCUGCUUGUCAAGAAAAUACAGUUUCCUUAGCAAAGAAUGUGUCUGAUGAGGCUGAGCAAAAUGAUGCUCAUGAGGGGUCAAAUAUUGACAAACCCUUAGAGAAUGUGGGUAGUGAGGCAGUCCGUGUCACUCAUGAUGUCAGUGACAACCCUAAAGCUGACACAGUUAAUCUGGAAGAAUUCUCUGAUAAUGAACUUGUGAACAUGUGGAAGUAUGUUUAUCACAAGAGGCUGGCUUUAGAAAGGGAACUGGCUCAGAAUGUCCUGGAAUGUAAGGAGAUUGUAGACCUGAUUCAAGAGGCAGGGUUAAUGAAAACUGUGACUCAGCUCUCAAAGUGCUAUGAGACUUUAGUAAAAGAGUUUAUUGUCAAUGUGUCUGAGGAAUGUACUGAUGCUCAACCUGAGCUUGAGGUGAAUGACAAUAAAAUCUGUCAAGUCAUCACUGCUAAUCAAGUCAGGAAGUGGCCUCUAAAAGGUAAGUUGGUGGCCAGCAAACUCAAUGUCAAGUAUGCUAUGCUGCACAAAAUUGGAGCUGCCAACUGGGUCCCCACCAAUCACAAAUCUACAGUGGUUGUGAUGCUUGGAAAGCUCAUAUAUGCUGUUGGAACCAAAGCCAAGUUUGACUAUGGAACCUACAUUUUUGAUCAAACCAUGAAGCAUGCAGGAAGCUUCAGUGUAAAGGGGCCCAUAGCCUUUCCUUCCCUCAUAUGUGGUAUUAUGUUGAAUCAAUUUCCAAACAUAUUGACAGAGAAUGAUUUUAUGAAAAGAAGAGAGAGUCCUUUGGCCUUCAAUCAUAAACUAUUCCUAGGUAAGCAUGUUCGUGACAUUGCCAUGACAACAGGAGAGACAUCAAGUGUUUGCAAUCAACCAGGUAAAGCUGCUGUCAUUGCCAUACUCAGAGAGACAUGCAAGGAGCUAGAGGCAAGGAAGCUCACUUUGGAAAAUUUGAUUAUCAAAUUAGAGAUGUCUGAUGCUGCAGAAGGAGCUGCAAGGAAAAAUGCAGAGGUUGAAGUGGAUGCCAGUCCUGAUGAUGGCACUGAUGAUGAGGCUGACUUUGAGUCAAAUGAUUAA